Messenger RNA from Teleopsis dalmanni, 415 nucleotides. Its product is annotated as glycine-rich cell wall structural protein-like. The record is from RefSeq and is a predicted model, not a curated record. Lineage: Eukaryota; Metazoa; Arthropoda; Insecta; Diptera; Diopsidae. The transcript has 2 exons. The coding region runs from base 61 to 363 and encodes 100 amino acids.
AGUUGAAGUACAGAAUUCACAAGUACCUCUUUUAUAAAAAAACAAAUAAUAUAAGAAAAUAUGGCUAAAUUUUUGAUUGUCUUCCUUGCACUCAUUGCUGUUGUCCUCGCUGGCGGAUAUGGCCAAGGCGGACAUGGUCAACAAGUCGGACAUGGUCAACAACAAGGCCAUGGCGGUUUCGGUGGUCAACAAGGCCAUGGAGGAUUUGGUGGUCAACAAGGCGGACAUGGUCAAGGUGGAUUUGGCAAGGAUAGUCAUGGAUCACAUGGAGGAUUUGGAUCACAAGGUGGUCAUGGAAACCAGGGUCAUGGAAACCAAGGACAUGGCAAUCAAGGACAUGGAGGUCGCGGAGGACAUUAUUAAGAAUUCGAAGGAUAACGGCAUCACUAAAUAAAAACUAAUAUGAAAAAUUUAA